AUGGCAGCUGAGAUGGACAUCUCGAUGAGUGUGAGGGUCUUCGAGGAGUUGACUUUCAUGAAGGCGGAGCCAAACGGGAUCUUCUCGGUGAAAAUGCGUUCGAACUACAACGUCUUGACCGGUCAUCCAAAUAAGACGCAGGAUUGGCAACGCGCGUAUUUCUUUGAGAAAUCUGAGGAACAUGCUUUCGAAGAGCCGCCGGGGGACGACUACCGCGUUUUGUGGAAUCGGCAACUCGUUCGUCAUCCGAAUACGAUCGCCUACCCCGAGAAGUUUUUUGAAAGUGCUCAGGCGAUCGCGGCGCACAUUGAUUGGGAGUCGAGGCUUCCUUGCGUUCUCGGUCCCCAUAAGUGUAGGGCAGAGACUUCUGCUUCAGGUCCCAAAAAGAAGAAAAAGACCAAAAGGACUAAGGUGGGAGCGACCGACGAGGUUCCUCCCGAAAAGUCUGCUUCCCUUGAUACGACUUCCGAGGGUUCGAAGGCCAAAAAGAAGAAGGAUGGGAGGAAAAGGUCUCGUGGCGGGGCAGCUUCCUCUGCCGAUAGAGGCGAGGGCCUAGCAGAAGGGCAAGAGGCUGUUUUAGUCGGGGCGGCAUCAGAUGGUCACCCGAGGAAGAGAACUAAGAGGUCUGUUGAGGCAGAGCCUCGUCCUUCUACCUCCGACGCGAAUGCUGCUGACGCGACCUUAGUCGACGCUGUUGGGGAGGCCAGCGGCACUCCUGAAAACCUGUCAGAGGAAAGGAGGAAAACCUGCUCGCGAGAAGGAGGUUCUAGUGGUGAGCCCGCGAGGUCUACUCCAGACUCUUCUGCGAGAAAAAGAUCUGGAUCUGAAGGUUCCGUAGCGAAGAGAAAGAGGAUCGAAUUCCCUUAUCGCGUCGAGUUUUCCUACAACGAGACAACUCCCCUGAUCCUUAAUCCCCUUAGGUGCGCCGAGCUGACGCGACAAAUUCGUUGUGGGACGAAGGAUAUGCCGCAAUUGGAAGACCUUUACUUCAAGAAUGAAUACAUCGACGUUGCUUCCUCGAGAGCGCGGAGUGACGGGAGCAUGAACUUCCUUGUUGAGAAGUACGACAGCGCACUGAAGCAGACGAUGAUCCAGUUGGGAUCUUCGGAGAAGCUUGCUCAAGCAAGGUUGAAGGCCAUUGAGAGGGUAAGGGCUGAGCAUAAGAAGGCUAACGAGAAGGCUGCGAAGGAGAAAGAAGUUCUUCAAGUAAAGUUCGAAGAGCUGGAGGGUAAGCUCAAAUCCGCCGGCGCGGCGAAGAAAGAGCUUGCCCGAGAUAACACCCGUAUGGAACAAGCGGCUGCGACCCUUGAGAAGGAGAAGACUGAGCUACUCGAGGAAAGGGACGCUGCAGUUGAGAAAUUGAUUGGAGAGAGGCAACGCUUGAGAGACUCCCUGGGGCUUGAGGUUACUCGUGAGAGGGAAAGGGUCGAAGCUGCUAUGGUCGAGAAGGUAAAUCGCUGCUUUGGUCGCGUGCACGACCAUUUUACUCGCUUGGACGCCUUUGGGAAAGCGAAGAACCAGUACGGUCAAGCUUCGGGGACGAAGAAGUGCCUCGAGAUGAUAAAGGCAAGUGGGACGGAGAUCCCGAAAGAAAUGAUCGACGUUUUUGCCGAGCAGGAGAAACUCUACGAGGCGGAGGCUACAAAAUUUUGUGUAGGUCCGCUAUCUGAUAGCGACCUCACUCUUUCUCCGCUGGUUCUUCCUUCUCGUUUCGUCGAGGACAGGGUUAGAGCGUCGUUUGAUCCUUAUGGAUCGAACGUAAAUUUGAUCAGACCAGGGAUGGUUUCUCAGCUCAUUACCUCGCUCAAAACUACCGAGGAGCCAUCGGAGGAGCCAUUGGUCGAUGUCACGUCGGUCCCGGCUGAGCACGUUGAGGUCCCGGAGGGAGGUAGUCUUGGUGAACGUCCAGAGAACGAGAACCUGGAGGAGGUCCCCGGAAAGGACAACCUUGAGACAGGCAACACUCCGGUUCGAGAGGAAGAGACCGAGAACGUGGGCAUCGAGGAUCCUGUCCUCAUCUCGGAUUCUUCUUCUGAAGGACGAGAAGACGAAGAGGAGGAAGACGAUAGAGUCGAGGAGACGUCGCCGUUGCAGCCUGUCGAGGAAGAGAUGACCAACAAAGUCGGGAAUAGAGAUGUUCCUCCGCCUCCUGCUGUGGCAUCUCUUGUCCCUGUUCCUACUCGGGUGGAAGACCCGACUGCUGCCGCUACUGAAGACCCAGUUAGUCCUUCUGCUCUUGGGACGCCAGAGGAGGACGGUUAA
Brassica oleracea var. oleracea is the source of this 2262-nucleotide messenger RNA. RefSeq lists its product as uncharacterized. Lineage: Eukaryota; Viridiplantae; Streptophyta; Magnoliopsida; Brassicales; Brassicaceae. The transcript has 4 exons. The coding region runs from base 1 to 2262 and encodes 753 amino acids. The record is from RefSeq and is a predicted model, not a curated record.